Verruconis gallopava is the source of this 2132-nucleotide messenger RNA. RefSeq lists its product as hypothetical. The transcript is spliced from 6 exons. Bases 591 to 2039 code for a protein of 482 amino acids. Gene Ontology annotation, cellular component: cytosol. Gene Ontology annotation, biological process: regulation of Golgi organization. The record is from RefSeq and is a predicted model, not a curated record. NCBI's taxonomy places the organism in Eukaryota, Fungi, Ascomycota, Dothideomycetes, Venturiales, Sympoventuriaceae.
AGGCAAUCCAACGAUUGUAUCUAGUCGUCUAGUUGCAUGAAUGGAGGCCUCACCACUGUCUCAACAAGCGCGGCCCCAGUCGUUCCAGCCUAAGGUGGUGAGCCUGUACGAGCUUCUCUUCAAGGAAGAUGACGAGGGCGAAAAGUCUGAAGGCUUUUGGCAAGAAUUCUUUCUCCAUAAGCCGGAUACGAAAUCCUUGUCAGAGAUACUCGCUUCUCUCAGUCCAGAUGACUUCUUACACCUUCACGCGCACCCACAGCAGCUCCUCACCCGUGCAAUUGUGCGCAUUAAAGAUGGGAAAGAACCCAGUGACGAACAUGCUCUCGAUGUAUGAGUAAAUUGUCCUCAUACCUUAACCGUCUUUCUGGGCGCGGUCCUCAAUAAAAGAUAUACGAACCCGAGCUCGGACAUCAUUUCGGUAUUAGCGGGUCUGCAUGAUGCGGAUGCAGUAUUUUCGGACUUCGUGGCUACGCUGGAUAUGGCGAUUAGAGGAGGUAGAAAUGGUAUGGUGGACUUGACUCGGAUGUCUAGGCUAUGCUGAAGACGAAGCAGUUCAGGUGCGGUUGAAGGCAAUCAAGGUAGCACUGGCAAUGGUUUCUGGAGCGUACUCCACCGGACUGGUCACAUACUUUACGCACAGAGACCUCUUUCCUUCUCUCAUGAAGUUCGUUCAGGAUGCGCCCGAAAGCAUCAUGAGUCUUUCGCCCUUCGUUCUUCUCGGCCUCCUUGCAAACUACAACAAGUUUGAGUUUCAAAACCCGUACCGUCUCCGCCUGGACGACUUCGUUAACGAGCUUGCAAUCAAGAAACUUGUGGGCUGUAUAGGUCAAACAUGUCUUCUCGCACGUUCCCGGUACACAGAGAUACAAGAAGACCUACCUGAAGGGUGGAGUUUAGGUGGCACACUUGCCUACAUUGGCCUCGGUGCGCUAGCCGGCAGCCCGCGUUCGAGCACUUCGAUACUCAGCCCCGAGGAAGCGAAAAAACGCUUUGCGAGUCUCCCCAGAUCAGAAGCGACGUUACUUUUAUCGACGUAUGACUUUGCAAACGCGAACAAAAUGUUCUGCUUUAGCUUUGUUACAGCAUCGUCCUCGGAUACUAAAUCCGAAGACAACAAUACGGCCCCGCCCUUUAGUUCCUACUUAUCUCUGACGUCGUAUCUCCUGCAGCACGCGCACCGCUCCACCCGCGCGGCUCAUUAUACGUAUUUGACUCUCUUUACGCUGCAAAUACUAGUCGAAGACCAAGCGCUGGCGAAGCGACUUUGUAGUGAGGAAAGCCAAACCCGCGUAAGACUGUGCAGGCAAAGACAGCCCUUUUUACCGCUUGUUCAGACGAGCAGAGUAUUGAUGGCAGCAAUUUUGGAUGUUUGCGUGGAUGGAGUGAAUCACAAUUUGAAGAGAAGGCUAGAUGUGGAACUGUACAUAUUGAUGCUCGGCGUGCUAUUACGUAUCAUCUCUUAUUUGGGACGGUCCAAGUCACGACUCGUCUAUCACUGGUCCGAACUCUGGCGAUCACUACUUUCCUUCAUCCGUUUCCUCAACACCUACGUUUCGGAUAUCAAACCUUUAUACCGCUCACAUGAAAUGAUUUCCGUUCUCGUCAACUUGAUUGCACUUUCCCUCUCAACGGGUGAAUCCUUUCUCCCGGACACCGCAUCCUACGACGACCUUUUCUACAAACUGGUUGAGACGGGCGAUAUUCUAACUAAAUUUCGUGAUGCAUAUUCUCUGGGUCCUUCCAAAUCUGGGACAUCCUCGUCUGGCGACUCUGCGGCGUCAAGUGUGGAAACGCUUAUCAGCGUCAGUAGGCAUUAUCAUGCUUUGCUCGAAGGGGAUGGUAGGACCAAGGGUAAGAAAAACCUGAGCCCCAGAGAAGUUGGAAAGGUCAUUCAGAGCGGAUACGAAAGUCUAAGUAUUAGUGCAAGGGAAGGGUUGGACACAUGGGAAAAGUACAGAGAAGCCGAUCACCGAAACGUGCUGAAACGUAUGGCGAGAAUUGUCAUUGACGAUACGAAGUCAUUAGUAAAAGAGCUUUAGCGGCAAUGGCACACAUUGCAAGCUAGUAUGUGAACGCAAUAUCCAAAACCAUCAGGCGCCGUCGCUUACAAACAACCCGGAAGAACAUAAUCG